Molecule: messenger RNA, 570 nt
Organism: Rosa rugosa (rugosa rose)
Lineage: Eukaryota; Viridiplantae; Streptophyta; Magnoliopsida; Rosales; Rosaceae
Exons: 1
Coding region: 1-570 (189 amino acids)
Source: RefSeq, a predicted model, not a curated record
AUGAAUCGUUUGACGAAAUGGUUGCAGAAAGAUCAAGAAGAGGCCGUCACGAGAAGCCGUCGACGAGCCUUGAUGAUGUCUGCCGCUGCCUUGCAAAUCCAAAAUCUGGAAGAUGAGGAUUCACAAUGGGGUGGUUCUUCAGAAGGUCGUACCUAUAAGGCCAGGGAUCGAGAGCUGAUGGAUCUUCGACUCAAAGCUCAAUACUUCACGGAUCCGUGCAGGUAUGAACCAAACAUUUUUCGCAGGCGAUAUAGAAUGCAACCUUGGGUCUUUGACAAGAUGAUGCGCGACGUGGCCAACUACGACCCAUAUUUUGUUCAAACAAGAGAUGCUUGUGGGAGACUCAGCUUAUCCACUGAACAAAAGCUGACAUGCACCAUGAGAAUGCUCGCGUAUGGCAUCACAGCUGAUUUCUACGAUGAUUACCUAGAUAUUGCGAAGUCUACUGCCAUUGAGAUUUUUGAGCACUUCACAAAAGCAAUCUGGAAUGUGUACCAUGAGACUUACCUCCGCCGACCAACACCGGCAGAUUUGCGACGGCUGCUUGACAAAGCUGCAGAACGGGGAUGA